This is a messenger RNA of Fusarium coffeatum, 1857 nucleotides long. RefSeq lists its product as uncharacterized. The record is from RefSeq and is a predicted model, not a curated record. Bases 1 to 1857 code for a protein of 618 amino acids. Lineage: Eukaryota; Fungi; Ascomycota; Sordariomycetes; Hypocreales; Nectriaceae. Gene Ontology annotation, biological process: proteolysis; apoptotic process. The transcript is spliced from 3 exons. Gene Ontology annotation, cellular component: trans-Golgi network. Gene Ontology annotation, molecular function: serine-type carboxypeptidase activity.
AUGGCUUUUAUAUCGAUGAUCCCGUCUCCGAGACGAUGGGUCGCUCUACUCUCCUUCACCCUUGCGCCAGCUCUGGCCACUGCCGCCAAUGCUGCGACAACAACAAAAGCUGCGGCUGCCGACUACUAUGUUCGCGAUCUUCCAGGUCUGCCCGCCGACGGGCCCAAAGUCAACAUGCAUGCUGGCCAUAUCGAGGUUACCCCUGAUACGCAUGGAAACCUAUUCUUCUGGCAUUUCGAGAAUCAACAUAUCGCCGAUAAACAGCGAACCGUCAUUUGGAUCAAUGGUGGACCAGGUUGUAGUUCCGAAGAUGGCUCCAUGAUGGAAAUUGGUCCUUAUCGCCUGAAGGAUCAAGACCAUUUGAUGUACAACAAUGGCUCCUGGAACGAGUUCGCCAAUCUUCUUUUCGUCGACAACCCCGUCGGCACGGGCUUCAGCUCCGUCGAUACCAACAACUACAUUCACGAGCUUAAGGAGAUGGCCGACCAAUUCGUCAUCUUCCUCGAGAAGUGGUUUGACCUCUUUCCUCAAUACGACCGCGAUGACAUCUACAUCGCAGGCGAGUCCUAUGCUGGACAACACAUUCCUUACAUCGCCAGGGCAAUUCUCGAUCGCAACAAGAAGGACCCCAAAACCGCAUGGAACCUGAAGGGACUCUUGAUCGGCAACGGCUGGAUCUCUCCAGCCGAGCAGUAUCCUGCUUACAUUACAUAUGGAAUCGAGAAGGGCCUUAUCGAGAAGGACUCCGACGACCACAAGAAGCUCCAGGCCGAUUGGCGCAGCUGUGAAAAGAUGAUGGCUUCGGACGCUGGUCAUGUGGAUUAUGGAGAGUGCGAGGCUAUUCUCUCCAAUAUGCUCAAGUUGACCAAGAAGGGUGACGGCGACAACGCAUGCAUCAACAUGUACGACGUACGACUCAAGGACUCCUACCCUAGCUGUGGUAUGAACUGGCCUCCGGAUUUGGUGCACCUAACCCCCUACUUGAGGAAGCCUGAGGUGACCAGCGCUCUCCAUGUCGAUGGUGUGAAGAAGUCUGUUGGGUGGACAGAGUGUAACGGUGCUGUUGGAGGCGCCUUCCAUGCAAGGAACUCGAAGCCCGCCGUCGAGCUUCUUCCCAAGCUUCUUAAGGAAGUUCCCAUCAUGCUUUUCUCUGGAGCCGAGGACCUCAUCUGCAAUCACAUUGGAACCGAGAACAUGAUUAACAAGAUGGAAUGGAACGGCGGAAAGGGCUUCGAGGUGACGCCUGGUAACUGGGCUCCUCGACGUGAUUGGGAGUUUGAGGGCGAGACAGCGGGUUUCUGGCAAGAGGCUCGAAACCUGACCUACGUUCUUGUCUAUAACUCCUCGCACAUGGUUCCUUUCGAUCUCCCUCGCCGGAGCCGAGACAUGCUGGAUCGCUUUAUGGGUGUCGAUAUCAGCAGUGUUGGUGGCGAUCCUGCCGACAGCCGUAUUGAUGGCGAGAAGGGACCUGAGACCAGUGUUGGCAAUGCCAAGAACACUACCCAGACCGCUGACCAAGAACACCAGAAGCAGUUGGAUGAAGCGAAGUGGGCGGCUUACUAUAAGUCUGGUGAGAUUGUUCUGGUCAUUGUUGUCAUUGGCGCUAUUGCUUGGGGAUACUGGAUCUGGCGCGAGCGUCGCAAGGGUGCUGCGUACUCCGUUCUCGCUGAUCAUGAUCUUUCUCGGCGCUCCAACGGUAACCGAGCAAAGUCGCAGCCCGGUGAUCUUGAGUCCGCCGCUUUUGAUGAAAGCGAGCUUGAUGACUUGCAUGUGACAACGCCGGGGACCAGUACAAGCGCCAGGUUCCCAAGAAACCAAGACGGCAGCGAGAAGUUCAUCACCAAGUACGCCGAAUAG